GUGCGAGAGGGUCCUGGCAGAGCCUGGCUGCUGCCCACAUGCUCUCCUGGCCUGUGCCCAGGUUUCUACUGGUGCCCGAGUGGGCUGCCAGCCCCACAUGCCUGGCCCAAGGCUCGGUCCCUGGAGCCCCUGCGCACAUGGGGUGGCCCACUCCCCUGCCCUGUGCUCAUCUUUUGCUUCUGGUCUUCACGGGACACUGGUCCCCUCUGCCCGAGACCGCUCUGGCUGGGACUGAGGAACACUGCCAAGCAACAGGGGGCAGGGGACAGGGCCAAGCAAGGCCCAGCCAUGCUGUGUGCUGCUCACGUCUCUGGAGGCCACAGAUGAGGAGAUGAGAAAUGCUAGAACAGUGGCCCUCGAAAGAGGCCUCUUCUAGAGUGUGCCCUUGAAAUACAGCUUCCAGCCAGAGAUAGCCUGUGCCUUCUUGGAAAGCUCAGCAUUGUAGCUAUUCUAUGCCUCAGUUUCCUCAUCUGGACAGUGGGGCUAACAAUGGCACGCAUCUCCCAGGGCCAUGGUGAGGAUGACAGAGGUCAUGGGUGCAAAGAGCCCUCCAUGGCGGGCGUUGUUUCCAAUGGCAGUCAGCCUGAUGUGGAGGCUUUGGGUGGCAGGGUGUCGUCACAUUGACCUGAGUCACAUCCCUGCUCUGGGGCCUCUGGGCUAUGACCUUGUCCAGUUCUUCUCCUCCCAGAGCAGUGGGUUCCUCCUCUGUACAAUGGGUUGAACCCCGUGUUCCCUGAGCAGUGCUGAGCAAGCUGGGUGUGCGCAGGACGGGGUGCUCAGGGUUUGUGCCCUGUGUCUUAUUGGGGAGCAGGCCCACGGAGGACAGGACAGGCCGAGUGGCUGGGGAUUGUUUCUGGGACACCCACGAGCUCAGAGCCUCUCCUAAGUGACCCUCCCACCAGUGGGGUUAUUAAUAGUCGCCUAGCUCGGGUCGAGGGCCAAGAAUGUUACCCAGCAGCUCGUGGGGGAAGAGGAAGCCGCGGAGCCGGCGGCUGGGGUGGGUGCGGAGCGAUGCCCGCGGCGGCAUCAUGUGGGCCAGGCAGGAGGGCCUUCGCCACCCCUACUCCCACGCGGUCGUCCGCUGUCCCUCCUCCUCCUCCUCCUCCGUCUCCUGCUCAGGUGACUCAGAAGAGGAGGACAUGGGGCUGCUGGAGGUCAGUGUGACGGACAUCAAACCUCCGGCCCCGGAGCUGGGUCCCAUGCCAGAUGGCCUGAGCCCUCAGCAGGUGGUCCGGAGGCACAUCCUGGGCUCCAUCGUACAAAGUGAAGGCAGCUACGUGGAGUCGCUGAAGCGGAUACUCCAGGACUACCGCAACCCCCUGAUGGAGAUGGAGCCCAAGGUGCUGAGUGUCCGCAAGUGCCAGGUGGUGUUCUUCCGUGUGAAGGAGAUUUUGCACUGCCACUCCAUGUUCCAGAUCGCCCUGUCCUCCCGCGUGGCCGAGUGGGACUCGACAGAGAAGAUUGGGGACCUCUUUGUGGCCUCGUUCUCCAAGUGCAUGGUGCUGGACGUGUACAGCGACUACGUAAACAACUUCACCAACGCCAUGUCCAUCAUCAAGAAGGCCUGUCUCACCAAGCCGUCUUUCCUGGAGUUCCUCAAGCGGCGGCAGGUGUGCAGCCCCGACCGCGUCACCCUGUACGGGUUGAUGGUGAAGCCCAUCCAGCGGUUUCCACAGUUCAUCCUCCUGCUCCAGGACAUGCUGAAGAACACCCCCAGGGGCCACCCCGACAGGCUGUCCUUGCAGCUGGCCCUCACGGAGCUGGAGACGCUGGCCGAGAAGCUGAAUGAGCAAAAGCGGCUGGCCGACCAGGUGGCCGAGAUCCAGCAGCUAACGAAGAGCGUCAGCGACCGCAGCAGCCUCAACAAGCUGUUGACUUCUGGCCAGCGGCAGCUGCUCCUGUGUGAGACGCUGACGGAGACAGUGUAUGGUGACCGUGGGCAGCUGAUCAAGUCCAAGGAGCGCAGAGUCUUCCUGCUCAACGACAUGCUGGUCUGUGCCAACAUCAACUUCAAGGGCCAGCUGGAGAUCAGCAGCCUGGUGCCCUUGGGCCCCAAGUACGUGGUAAAGUGGAACACAGCGCUGCCCCAGGUACAGGUGGUGGAGGUGGGCCAGGACGGCGGUGCCUACGACAAGGACAACGUGCUCAUCCAGCACUCGGGCGCCAAGAAGGCCUCCGCCUCAGGCCAGGCCCAGAACAAGGUGUACCUGGGUCCCCCGCGCCUCUUCCAGGAGCUGCAGGACCUGCAGAAGGACCUGGCCGUGGUGGAGCAGAUAACGUUGCUGGUCAGCACGCUGCAUGGCACCUACCAGAACCUGAACAUGACGGUGGCUCAGGACUGGUGCCUGGCGCUGCAGAGGCUGCUGCGGGUGAAGGAGGAGGAGAUCCACUCGGCCAACAAGUGCCGCCUCCGACUGCUGCUUCCCGGGAAGCCCGACAAGUCUGGCCGCCCCAUCAGCUUCAUGGUGGUCUUCAUCACCCCCAACCCCCUGAGCAAGAUUUCCUGGGUCAACAGGCUGCAUUUGGCCAAGAUUGGACUCCGGGAGGAGAACCAGCCAGGCUGGCUGUGUCCGGACGAGGACAGGAAGAGCAAAGCCCCAUUCUGGUGCCCGAUCCUGGCCUGCUGCGUCCCUGCCUUCUCCUCCCGGGCCCUCAACCUGCAGCUUGGGGCCCUGGUCCACAGUCCUGUCAACUGUCCCUUGCUGGGCUUCUCCGCAGUGAGCACGUCCCUUCCACAGGGCUACCUCUGGGUCGGGGGAGGACAGGAGGGUGCAGGGGGCCAGGUGGAGAUCUUCUCCCUGAACCGGCCCUCCCCGCGCACCGUCAAGUCCUUCCCGCUGGCGGCCGCCGUGCUCUGCAUGGAGUACAUUCCGGAGCCGGAGGAGGACCCAGAGGGCGGAGAUGAGAGCCAAGUGGCUGCUGACCCCACUGCAGGGACGGUGCAUCCCACCAUCUGCCUCGGGCUCCAGGAUGGCAGCAUCCUGCUCUACGGCAGCGUGGACACUGGCACCCAGUGCCUGGCGACGUGUCGGAGCCCAGGCCUGCAGCCCGUGCUGUGUCUGCGGCACAGCCCUUCCCAUCUGCUCGCCGGCCUGCAGGACGGGACCCUGGCCGCCUACCCUCGGACCAGUGGUGCAGUCCCGUGGGACCUGGAGAGCCCGCCUGUGUGCCUGACUGUGGGGCCGGGGCCCAUCCGCACUCUGCUGAGCCUGGAGGACGCUGUGUGGGCCAGCUGCGGGUCUCGGGUCACUGUCCUGGAUGCCACCAGCUUGCGGACUCAGCAAAGCUUCGAGGCGCACCAGGACGAGGCGGUGAGCGUGACGCACAUGGUGAAGGCAGGCAGCGGCGUGUGGAUGGCCUUCUCCUCCGGCUCCUCCAUCCGCCUGUUCCAUACUGAGACCCUGGAGCACCUGCAGGAGAUCAACAUCGCCACCAGGACCACCUUCCUGCUGCCGGGCCAGAAGCACUUGUGUGUCACCAGCCUCCUGAUCUGCCAGGGUCUGCUCUGGGUGGGCACUGACCAGGGUGUCAUCGUCCUGCUGCCUGUGCCCCGGCUGGAGGGCAUCCCCAAAAUCACAGGUAAAGGCAUGGUCUCCCUCAAUGGCCACUGCGGGCCUGUGGCCUUCCUGGCUGUGGCAACCAGCAUCCUGGCCCCCGACAUCCUGCGCAGCGACCACGAGGAGGCGGAGGGACCGCGGGCCGAGGAGGACAAGCUGGACGGGCAGGCCCAGGAGCCGGCGCCCGUGCCUGACAGCCACGUGGGCCGGGAGCUGACCCGCAAGAAGGGAAUCCUGCUGCAGUAUCGCCUGCGCUCCACAGCCCACCUGCCCGGCCCGCUGCUGUCCAUGAGGGAGCCCUCACCCGCCGACAGCUCGGCCCUGGAGCACAGCGAGGAGGACGGCUCCAUCUACGAGAUGGCCGACGAUCCUGACGUCUGGGUGCGCAGCCGGCCCUGUGCCCGAGAUGCCCACCGCAAAGAGAUCUGCUCCGUGGCCAUCAUCUCCGGCGGGCAGGGCUACCGCAACUUCAGCAGUGGCCCGGGUGUCAGCGGGAGGCCGGCCCCAUGUGGGGAGACAGACAGCACCCUCCUCAUCUGGCAGGUGCCUUUGAUGCUAUAGCCCUGACCACCUGGAGGACGCAGCCGCAGCCAUCCUCCUGCAGCCAUGCCGGGCCCUGGUUCCAGCCCCACCAGGGAGCGCUGGGGGGAAGCGGCCCCGACCACCUGCACGGGGCUGUGCCACAGGCCUGGAUUCUCCAGAAACUGCCUCGACAGAGCUGAGGAUAACCUCAUCUUUUUAGAGAAAAAUUCAGUGUUUUAGUGCAGAUUUUUAGGGUGUGGGGCGAGAGGACACAUCUGGAGGAAAAGGCCUUUUUAAAAGCAAAAACCACAAAACCUCACAACUGCCUGGCGAGCCUGGUACCAUGGGAUGGGCCACACGGCCCUCCGGGAAGGGUGUGUGCGUGUGAGUGUCUGAGCGCGUGGGCUGGUGUGUGAAUAUAUAUAAAUACGUAUAUAUGGUGUAUAUUAUAUGUGUAUAAAUACAGUCUGUACAUAUUGGAGCUCUGGGAGAUGCUGGAAUAAAAGGCAAGUCAUAUGUUGGUA
Cavia porcellus (domestic guinea pig) is the source of this 4603-nucleotide messenger RNA. RefSeq names its product Rho guanine nucleotide exchange factor 10 like (gene Arhgef10l). Gene Ontology annotation, molecular function: protein binding; guanyl-nucleotide exchange factor activity. The transcript is spliced from 20 exons. The coding region runs from base 945 to 4118 and encodes 1057 amino acids. Gene Ontology annotation, biological process: positive regulation of stress fiber assembly; actin cytoskeleton organization; SREBP signaling pathway. The record is from RefSeq and is a predicted model, not a curated record. Gene Ontology annotation, cellular component: cytosol. NCBI's taxonomy places the organism in Eukaryota, Metazoa, Chordata, Mammalia, Rodentia, Caviidae.